UUGUACAUUUUCCGUUCAAUCAUGCAGCGGGUCAGAUUAGCAUUGAUUAUUGUUUUAAGUGGCCUGGUAGCCGUAGAAUGUCAGUGGAAGCUAAACCAAGAGUACAAUUACAAAGUUUUUACGAAGACCCUAGCCGCUUCAAAGGACGAUACGUGGAAUGGUGAAGUAUUCCAAGCUCGUUUGACUCUUCGUCCAGAACCGGAUGGAGUGUGGUUUGGAAAGUUAAGUCGACCACAGUACGCUCAAGUUCAAACGUCGAGAAGGCGUGCAGAUUCGGACUUGAACAACCUAAAUUACAACGAUCUUCCGAUGGAUCAGCCAUUCAACAUUGUAUUGAGAAAUGGGGUUGUCAGAGCGUUGCUGGUUAAUCGCAAAUUGAAUGAAAAUCAAGUUAACCAAUUAAAGUUCGUCGUGAAGGCGGUCAUGAAUCAACUUCAAAUAGACGGAAAUGCACAAAACCGAAUGGACGGAGACAAUGCUGCUUACAAUGUGAACGAGCUAACUAUGAUGGGAAACUGUGAAACGGUCUAUGAAAUUUCUCCAUUGCCACAAUAUUUGGCUCAAUCAAGCCGCGAUUUGGUACCAAUGCCCAGAUUACAGAGGCAAGAACAAUUUAUCGAUGUAGUCAAGAGCAGAGAUUAUAGCCGAUGCAACCAGCAGAACCAACAAAACCAGCAAAGAAACUCUCGUCCGAGCUCUUAUGCAAAUAUAGUUCCAAAAUUCACUGAAGUUAGCCGUAUCAUUCUUUCGGGUUCACUAAGUGAUUACACUGUUCAAUCGUCAGUUACAACAAUGAAAUCGCUUCAACGUUUAAAUGAGCCACUCGAAACUAUUGCCUAUGUUAAUAUAACACUGGAAUCAGUUGAUGAUAACGCCAGAUAUGCUCCAAUUCAGGUCGACACUCUUAUGGACGUUGAAAACAACUAUCCACCAAGGGCUUCCCGUAAAAAUGUUGAAAAUAAUCUUCUUUUGAUGCAGAUAAACUAUCCAGAUUACAAUGGUGAAAUAGAGUACUCCGGUUGUUUUGAGUAUCUCCCCAAUACUUUCAUAGUUUGUAAUAGAGUGUUUGGUGGUGAGUAUGAAAGUAUUCCUGAUGGAGCUAUAGAAUGUGGCUACCUUCGUCUUGGAAGGAAAGCAAAGUGUCAACGUCAAUAUCCAUAUUGUAUGAGAUCAGUCUGUCAACCGUUACUUCAAACUGAUAUGUGCAAGGUAUUCGGUAACGAUUUUCCCGUCCAGAGAGGAACAAUGGAAAUUUGUACCCCAGGUUUCGUAAGUGCAAGAUGUUGUCCUAAUUAACAUUGAAAUAUAUGCAAUGCUGAUCGUGCUCAUUUUAAGAUAAUAAGCUGCUUGAAGACAGCGACGCUUAGAUUUAUUUUUCUUAUAUUUCUCAAAGUCGAUUAAAUAAAAAAUUAUACAAAAAACAU
Bradysia coprophila is the source of this 1424-nucleotide messenger RNA. RefSeq names its product vitellogenin-like. Gene Ontology annotation, biological process: lipid transport. NCBI's taxonomy places the organism in Eukaryota, Metazoa, Arthropoda, Insecta, Diptera, Sciaridae. The record is from RefSeq and is a predicted model, not a curated record. Gene Ontology annotation, molecular function: lipid carrier activity.